Molecule: messenger RNA, 2367 nt
Organism: Guillardia theta CCMP2712
Lineage: Eukaryota; Cryptophyceae; Pyrenomonadales; Geminigeraceae
Exons: 2
Coding region: 1-2367 (788 amino acids)
Biological process (GO): positive regulation of proteasomal ubiquitin-dependent protein catabolic process; ubiquitin-dependent protein catabolic process; protein polyubiquitination
Cellular component (GO): cytoplasm; ubiquitin ligase complex
Molecular function (GO): ubiquitin conjugating enzyme binding; zinc ion binding; ubiquitin protein ligase activity
Source: RefSeq, a predicted model, not a curated record
AUGCCAAUGAAACGGAAGUACGAGUUCCUGCAGGAGGUCUGCAGCGAGGAUGCUGCGAGCAUAUGGGAUCAGACGUGCGGAGACUCUGGUAAGAUGACAGACCUCCUCAGCCAGCGCUUUGUGGACUGCAACACAUGCUCCUCCCAGCAGCAUAUCGACGACGACGACGACGAGGACGAGGAGGAGGAGUCAGGCCGCGAGUACUUCUGCGUGAUCUGCCAGGAGACAGACUUUGACAUGAGCAACAAGGUGAGCUUGACCUGCCGUCACAUGUUCCAUGCCUCUUGCUUCAAGAGGCUGCUUGAGCACGUCCUCCAUGACGAGCAAGAGUCCCUGGUGCCCCCUACCUGCCCUCAUGCCGGAUGCAGCACCAUAGUCGGCUACAACAUCCAAGCUCUGCUCCUCAUCUACGCUGACGAUGAGCAAGCGCAGCGUCUGCUCAAGGCUCACGAUAGCAAGAAGAGCAAGUACGACGCUUGGAAGUUGGGUCACCUGCCCUGCUUGUCCCCUUGCUGCCAGGCCGUCUCGAGGCUGGUGUUGAUUGGACAUGCGGCGAGCGAGGCUACGGUCAAGUGCGACAGCUGCAUGGCCACCUACUGCGCUGCUUGCUCGAUGGCGUCCGGAAGCUUGGUUCCCUCCCACAUUCUCGUCGGCUGCGAGCAGCGAGUCCUGACUGAGGAGGGGUUGCGAGCUCUCGAUCAGGUGUACGAUGCGACGGGUGAUGAGCUGAGACGAAUGAGACUGCGCGACCCUCCCGCAGCGCUCAGACGGUACCCUCGCCCGCCGCCCGCCGCCCGCGACCCUCGCCCGCCCACAGUUGACGGCAGUCAAACGCAUGUGGCGGCAGCAGACACGAGGACGCAGGAGGUCGAGGCGCAAGGGACCGAGCAGGCAAACAGAGGCGCUGAAGCCCAGCAAGACCCCCGGCUGCGAGCACGACUACUUUGGAUGGAUCUGUACAGGGGGGAAGACCGACUGGAGGGCGAGGAACGCCUUGAGCUCCAUGAACACGUGCGCUGGAGGAUGAGGAGAUUUGAGGAGGAAGGCGACUACGUGGACGAGGAGCUGCAGCAGACUAUGCAAGGCAUGCGAGACCGGCUCAGCAGCAUCAAGAGGAGGGAGGAGCUAGAGAUCUCCGCCAUUUCCCGGCAGCUCCAUGCUCGUCCUGCCGACAAGGUCGCCGUCGAACUGCUCGAUGCGCGUCUGCGGAUCGUCGAGCAGAAGCGAGAGCUGUUCGAGAGCACGCGACAGACGCUCGAGGGCAUGAUCCGCAACCCGGCGGUAGAGGACCCGCAGCACCGUGCUCCGCCGGAGGCGACGACGUCGCUGAGCCUUCAAGACAUCCACAGCAUGUGCGAUAAAGCUUUUCUCACCUCCCUGAAGGCGAGGAUUAGCAGGAUCGCCAGCGGCGAAGAGCGCGAGGAGGCCCGAGCAGAGGCUCCCAGUGACCAGGAGGAGAUCGCAAGGACCUCCAAGCCCUGCACCAAGUGCGGGUAUCGCAUCGUCAAGAUGGGAGGAUGCGACCACAUGACGUGCAGGAAGUGCCGGCACGAGUUCUGCUGGAGGUGCCUCAAACCAACGAUCGACCACUUCCACAGCAGCUGUCAGGGGAAGCCAGACCUGCUGUCGUUCUCUGAGGAGCUACAGCCUGCCAUCAAGGACGUCAUCGACAAGUACCGCGGAGUCGAGUCGCCUAUCGAGAGCAGCCUAGUCGAGUACGCGCACAGGCACUUGGCUCCCGGCCAGCCUGUCGACGAGGACAGGAAGAGAGCGGACUCGCAGCGGAUCUCCGCAAUGCUGGAGCGGCGCGAGCCCUUCAUGCUCAGAUACUUCGACCCCCGCGAGGUCAGACGCAGAGCGGAGAUGAGGAGACUGCAGGAUAUGCAGCGGGAGGUUGAGCAAGAGAGGAUCGCCUGCUCCUUUGUGCUCCGUCAAGUCCGCGACAGCAGUCGCAGCCCCAUCAGCAAGGACGCAGCCCUCCGAGUCUGCUCGGACCCCUCCAAGCAGUACCUCAAGUACCGGGCCGCCAAGCGCAGCCUCUUGGACGCGCAGGAGAAGAUGAGGAGGGAGACACGUGAAGCCCCGGUUGACUACGUCGAGCGUCAGCGCCGCAUGAUCGACUGUCAGUGCCACGUCAUCGACGUGGAUCUUGCUCGCCUGGAGAUGCAGAAGCAAGCUUGCGUCCUCAUGGGCAUGGACGUGCCUCCCUGGCUCCUGUCAUGCUCCGAGCGGCUCUCAGAUGCCAAGGAGCAGCAGGCGCAAGACAUCAGCCAGGCUGUCUGCACCAGGACCUUUCUGGACGCUCAUCGAGACUACAUGCUCUCGAGGAUGAGCCAACGUGUAGAGCCGAGAGUCCUAGAAUGGUGA